AUGUCGAGUUCGGCUUCUGGAACAAAAGCUCUUUCUCAGGUGCUGAAGGACGCAUUCGAGGACGGCUGGCUUAAGCACUAUGACAAUCUCGACGAAGACUACACUAGCACAGUCUUCGUCAGAAAGAACCAGAAACAAUUCGAUCUGGUGCCUUGUCGAGCCCUCCCUUCCGAAUAUGUCGAGGAUUAUAAAUUCGGCAAGGGCAUAACAUCCGAUGACGUCCAUUCCUACUGGUAUUUGGUCAAACAUACUAGUUCGGCUCCGGGGAGCGUCAAAUCUUCUCCCGGAUCCACCACGUCGAACCUCCCCGCCACCGUCCACGUAGGACGCGAGCAACAGCGCAAGGAGUCUCUACCUAGACCGCAGACAAUUUCACCAGCCAAGUCGGACGGCUCUUCAGGCCAGAGCGACAGCGCCAGCUCAGCCGACAAGUCCUCGACCACGCACAUGUCUACCUUGACCGCUUCGUCAGUGACUUCCUUGGGUGGGAGUGAACCCCAUCCGCCACCCAACAAGCUCUUUCUCAUCCACAGCCAAGUGACCUUCAACAAGGUUCCCGUCCACUACUACGUCGGGUAUGACGAGCACGGCAGAUGCCUUCUGGUGAAGAUGCCCACCGACGAGGUGGAGGCGUGCAGCUUGCUCGACGAAGUCAAGCCGAACAUGACCUUUGCCGUCCUGCGAGAUAGGAAGAAGCUCCUCGAGUGGAUGCAGGCCGGCUGUAGUGAAAUGGCGUGGAACGAGGUCGUCGGCCACCUCAACUCGGCGCUCACCGACCACUUCAAGUUUUCCAUGCUCACCUUGAAAGAGGCUCUGGACAUAUUGAACACCGCUCGCGCAGCGGACAAGAGAGCUUCCAGCCCGGGAAAGUAA
This is a messenger RNA of Lasiosphaeria miniovina, 873 nucleotides long. RefSeq lists its product as uncharacterized. NCBI's taxonomy places the organism in Eukaryota, Fungi, Ascomycota, Sordariomycetes, Sordariales, Lasiosphaeriaceae. The transcript has 2 exons. The record is from RefSeq and is a predicted model, not a curated record. Bases 1 to 873 code for a protein of 290 amino acids.